AUGAGUGCUCCCAAAAACGUGGCCGAACUGCGUUCGUUUUUAGGAAUGGUAAAUUUUUAUGGUAAAUUCGUUCGCAACUUGAGUUCAUAUUUGCAUCCACUGUACCAGCUAGUAAAAAAAGGGGUACAUUGGCGCUGGGGUAAGGAGGAGGAGGCAGCAUUUAGACAGGUGAAGAGGUUACUAGUCAGUACGGACGUGCUGGUGCAUUUUGAUAUUUCACAACAGUCGGUGGUUACUUGUGACGCGAGUUCGCACGGCCUCGGGGCCGUGCUAGCCCGGCGCGCGCCCGACGGUACCGAACGCGUCGUGGCAUAUGCCUCGCGGUCUCUAACUGCACACGAGUUGCACUACAGCCAGAUUCAUAAGGAGGCACUAGCAAUAGUAUUUGCCGUUAGUAAGUUUCACCAGUACCUUUAUGGUCGUAGGUUUACGCUGCGUACAGACCACAAGCCGCUGGUUAGUAUUUUUGGACCAAACAGCGGAGUGCCGGUUACCGCCGCGAGCCGCCUACAGCGUUGGGCGAUAGUGCUUUCAGCUUACGAUUUCGAUAUCGAGUACAUUUCGACCGAGAAAAAUACGGCGGACGCUCUGUCUAGAUUAAUUAAAUCAUACAAGGAUGAAGCGGUGGAGGAGGCGGGCCAGAUACCUGAACAGACUUAUCUGCAUUUUGCCGCAGACGCUUUAUUGUUGGAUUAUAACAAAUUGAAAACCUCAACGGCCUCGGAUCCGAUUUUAAGCAGGGUUUUAGGUUACAUUAAAGACGGUUGGCCUGCGGAAUGCGAAAUGAGAGAGUUAAGCCCUUACUUUAAUAGGAAAAACGAAUUAUAUACGGAAUUAGGUUGCAUCUUAUGGGGUCACCGAGUGGUCAUACCAAUAUCAUGUAGGGUCAGAGUAUUAAAGGAACUUCAUGAGGCUCACAUGGGCAUUGUGAAGACAAAAAGCUUAGCGAGGGGCUACGUGUGGUGGCCUGGACUUGACGAGGCUAUCGAGGCGCAAUGCCGCGAAUGCGGCGUGUGCGCCGCCGCGUCCAGUGCGCCGCCGGCGCACGCGCCGCGUAUGUGGGCGUGGCCGGACAGACCGUGGACUAGGAUACACCUCGAUUUCCUCGGCCCGGUCCGGGGAAAAACAUAUCUAAUCGUCGUGGAUGCCUACUCAAAGUGGAUUGAGGCCAUAAAGAUGAAUAGCACUUCGGCGGCGGCGGUAAUACGGGUGCUUAGGGAGUUGUGGUCUAGGUUCGGCAUUCCGAAACAAGUAGUUAGCGACAAUGGGCCUCCGUAUUCGAGUACAGAGUUUAAAAAUUUCUUAUCAUCUAAUGGCGUAGAUCAAGUACUCUCGGCCCCGUACCACCCGGCUUCGAAUGGAGCGGCCGAGAGUGCAGUAAAAAUAUGCAAAGCGGUAAUUAUAAAAGCUUUAAAAGAAAAUUUAGACGCGGAGACCGCACUGUGUAGAUUUCUUUUGCAAUAUCGAAAUACCGAACAUAGCACGACAGGAGAGAGCCCUGCGAAACUUUUACAGGGACGUUCGCUGCGAACUAGGUUAGAUUGCUUAAGACCGGAUCGAGGGGAUCACGUCCGAGCGGCACAGGAGCGGCAGCGGCGCGCGGCGGGCGGCGUCGAGCGCGAGCUGCGCGCGGGCGAUCCGGUCUGGGUACGACAGUAUCGCGGUGACGAUAAAUGGAUGCCCGGCACUGUACGAGACAGGCGCGGAGAUACUGAUUAUAUUGUAGACACUGACAAUGGAACCGGGGUUCAUAGACAUAUUGACCAAUUGAAGAGCAGGAGGGUAACGCUAAAUAACGAGGGAGGUAGUGUAGCUAAGCGCAAUUCGCUUGUGUUUCCUGGUAAUGACGAGCCGGUUACCCAGUUGGACGAGGAUGAACUGAGGGAUGAGACGAGCUGGUCCAGGAGUAGCGAUGAGAACGAGCGUGAGCGUAGCGCCGAGCCGGUAGUGGCGGAUUCGGCCGCGUCCCCAACUGCGCACACAGCGGCUCCAUGUACCGAUAGAAUGCCCAAAAAGUCACCUGAUCCAUCCUCUGGGGCCCAAUUGCCUACUGACAGUCUGGUCAAUGCACCCAGGGUACCUAGAAUCCGCAAACCCCCGUUCAGAUUCGGGUUUGAAGAUAUAUUUGUUAUUAGUAAUAAUAGCUAA
Messenger RNA from Cydia pomonella (codling moth), 2148 nucleotides. RefSeq lists its product as uncharacterized. Gene Ontology annotation, biological process: DNA integration. Gene Ontology annotation, molecular function: nucleic acid binding. The transcript has a single exon. Bases 1 to 2148 code for a protein of 715 amino acids. NCBI's taxonomy places the organism in Eukaryota, Metazoa, Arthropoda, Insecta, Lepidoptera, Tortricidae. The record is from RefSeq and is a predicted model, not a curated record.